Molecule: messenger RNA, 2593 nt
Organism: Coturnix japonica (Japanese quail)
Lineage: Eukaryota; Metazoa; Chordata; Aves; Galliformes; Phasianidae
Source: RefSeq, a predicted model, not a curated record
UCACCCGGCGCAUUGCAGCGCAAUGGUUAAUGCAGGAUGCAGCUGGGCUGCUGAGGAAGAGGAAAUGGCAGCAGGAACACGGAGUGGCCAAGGCCAGGGGCGGCCCCAUGGGGCCCCAACAGCAGCAGGAUCCGGUCAUUGAGGGAUCCGGUCACUGUAGGGCCGAGUUGUGGGGUCGGGUGUGGGCAGGAGACGUGGGAUGGAGGAGGGCCAGGCCGGGCAGAGCUCCCCACUGCAAGCCUUGAAGGACAAGGAAAGGGGCAAGGAUGAGGAUGAAGAUGAGGAUGAAGACACAGCAGGGGAUGAGGAGCACGUCACAGCGCUGCUGGCCUGCACAGACCCCCACAGCACUCAGCAUCUGCCCCAUAGAGAGGAAGAAGAGCACUCAGGCUGCACCAGCAGCCCCUGCCCAGAUGGGCAGCAGCCUCGUGGGCUUGAUAGCACCGGGAUAGAAGCCCCCCACCCCGACCUGUUUGCAGCCCUGCAACACGCUGUCAGCUCAUUGGAACGCGCCGUCAUCUCCCGGCAUCGCUGCACGCCGGCACCGCCAGCAGAGUGGGCACAGAGCCUGGAGGAGCUGCAGCGUGUGGCAGGGACGUGGCAGGGACCAGAGAGGGGAGAGGGGCUGCUGGAGGCUGCGGAGAGGAAUGCAGAGCUGAGGGCAGCACUGGGGGAGCGUGAUGAGGAGCUGAGCCGCACCAUGGAUGCACUGCAGGCGUUGCAGGGGGAGCGGGAGAGGCUGCAGGGGAAGGUGGGUGUGGGGCUGCACCAUUGGGAGCCCCAUGGUUUGGGGCCUGGGCUCAGCACGGUGCUCAUACAGGUGUGGGAGCUGCAGGAGGCUCUGGCCAGGCUGGAGGGGACGGGUGGUGCUGGAGGUGACGCCGUGGGGCUGAGCAGGGCACCAGGAGCAGGGGACCCCCAGGACUACGACAAAGCUCAGCCCCACAGCGCUCAGCCCCACAGCCCACUCUCCCCCCAGCCCUCAGAGGGUGCCAGUCAGGAGCUGGAGGAGAGGAUGCAACAGCUACAGGGGCAGAUGGAGAGGUUGAAGGAGGUGAACCAGCAGCUCUCAGCUGCUCUACGUGACUGCAAGAGCGAUUCGGAGCAGCUCAGCAUGGUGCUGGGGCAGCACGAGUCCUGCAGCAGCGCUCUGCACAUGGCACUGCACAGCAGUGAGCGCUGUGUGGACGCCUAUGCUGCACUGCUGGAAUGGAUGUGGGCGAAACUGGGUAAGGAUGGGCACGGACCCGGUGAUGGAGCUACAGGGGAGCACAGCUGUGGGUCCAGCCCCACACAGAGGCUGGGCCAAGCAGGGCCAAAAAGACAGGAGGAAAGCGGGGUCAUCUCCUUCCCCGAGCUGCACAGGUACCCCAUCCCCAUCCCCAGGGCAUCCCUGUGCCCUAUGCACACCUCACUGCCCCAUCCAUAUAGCAGUCAUGGGUCAGAGGAGGGUGCCCUGCGUGAGGCCAUCCAACAGCUGCGUGCAGAGCAGGCAGCCGUGCAGCUUUCCCUGCGCCACGUCCCCGUGCCCAGCCGUGCCCCGUCCCAUUGUGGUGAGGAUGCUUGUGCCCGUGCUGAGCGUGCUCUGCGGGAUGCUCGAGCCCUCCUGCAUGGAUGGAGGCGGCCAGAGAGAGCGGAGCUGCUGCGGGAGAUAGCAGAGCUGAAGGAGGCCAUGGCCGAGCUGAAGAUGCAGCUGCAGUUGGCAGAGAGGGAGAAGAGAGGCCUGGAGGUGCUGGCAGCUGCACAAGGCCCACGGGAGGCAGCUCUGCGCCUGGUGCUGCAUCACAUGGAGCAGGAACAAGGGGCUCACAGCUCCCCCAGCAGCUCCAGCAGCAGCGAGGAGGAUGCCCCGAUGGGAGCAGCAGCACCGCAGCGCCCUGCGGACCCAGAGAGGAAGGCGCAGGAGCUGCAGCGUGCGUUGGCACGCAUCAAGCAGCUGCAGGCCCGAGCACAGGCCCUGGUGCUGUCCCUGGAGCAGAGCAGUGCAGUCAGUCGUGCACAGUACGAGCAGUGUGUCAGUGUCACCAGGGAGUCCUUCCAUGCUCACAGUGAUGCCAUGCCCACAGUGCUCUGGCCCUGGCAUACCGCAGUGCCCGGCGCAAGCAGGCAGCACAGCUGCAGCACCUGGAGGCACAGGCAGGAGCCAUGCAGCAGCAGCAGGCGCAGCGCAUGCAGGCAUUGGCACGACGGCUGCAGGCCCUGGAGCAGCACAAGGCUGGUGGUGAGACCUGCAUUUAGGGACACAGGCUGUGUCUAUGGGGACAAUAAAGUGCUGAUGCUCGUGGCUGUGGCUUGGCCCCAUUGGGGUUGGAUGGGGGGGCUGUGGGGUCGGCUCAUCCCCGUAACAAAGCCAUCCCUCCCCUCCAGUGGCCCCAUGGUGUAGAUGAAGCCGUUGGGUUGGCCCUGAAGUGGGAUCAAAGGUGACAGCAUGCAACUCCAUGCAUAUUCAGGAGGAAGAAGAGCAGUGACCCCGCACAGGGUCGGGGGCUGUGGGGGGGAGUGGGGCUGGAGGCGGCCAUGCAGCCCCCACAGCCAUGAGGGCCCAGCAGAAGUGGGGUGAAGAUGCACGUGGGGCUGUGGGAUGUGUGGGGCA